AUGCAGAGAUUUUCGGCACUAUCUAGAUCUGUUGUUAGAGCCAACAUAUUUGCUUCGAGAAGGGCUAUCAGUGUUGGCCACCGGGCUUUCUCGUCUACCCCAAGGUAUAUGUAUGCGGAGGCAAAAGAGGGUAAAGAUGCUAAAAAAGAGGAUACCAUCAAAGACGAAGGUAAAAAAGAUGCCAAGGAUAGUAAAGAAACAAGGACAACUAAGGAUGACGUCGAUGCUCAACUUGAUGAAACCAACAAGUCACUUGAAGAACUGAAGAAGCAGAAUGCAGAGCUGAAGGAUAGAUAUGUCAGAGCUGUGGCCGAAUUUAGAAAUUUGCAGGCUACUACACAGAGAGAAAUGAAGAAGGCUAGGGACUUUGCGUUGCAGAAGUUCUCGAAAGACUUGAUUGAAACUGUGGAUAACUUCGAUCAUGCUAUCGAGGCGGUCGCACGCGAGGAGCUCAAGAGCAAUAACAGUCUUUCCAGCUUCUAUGACGGUGUCAAGAUGACUAAGGAUGUUCUUGAAAAGACCUUAGAGAAGCAUGGUUUGAAGAAGAUUGAUCCUCUGGAUAAGGAAUUCGACCCUAACAAGCAUGAGGCAGUGUUCCAGGUGGCCGUGCCCGGUAAGGAGCCUGGAACGGUCUGUAUGGUCCAGCAGCCUGGCUAUGAAUUGAACGGUAGAGUUUUAAGGGCUGCUAAAGUUGGUGUUGCCAAGGCAGCUGACAAUUAA
Messenger RNA from Brettanomyces nanus, 720 nucleotides. RefSeq lists its product as uncharacterized. Gene Ontology annotation, cellular component: PAM complex, Tim23 associated import motor. The transcript has a single exon. The record is from RefSeq and is a predicted model, not a curated record. Bases 1 to 720 code for a protein of 239 amino acids. Gene Ontology annotation, molecular function: protein-folding chaperone binding; adenyl-nucleotide exchange factor activity; protein homodimerization activity. Lineage: Eukaryota; Fungi; Ascomycota; Pichiomycetes; Pichiales; Pichiaceae. Gene Ontology annotation, biological process: protein folding; protein import into mitochondrial matrix.